Molecule: messenger RNA, 3996 nt
Organism: Hydatigera taeniaeformis
Lineage: Eukaryota; Metazoa; Platyhelminthes; Cestoda; Cyclophyllidea; Taeniidae
Source: the annotation of a GenBank genome assembly
AUGAGCGGCGAGGUUGAUGAUAAGGCUUUCCGCAAGCUUGAGUAUUAUUCCCUUGUUUCGAAGGUAUGCACUGAAUUGAACAAUCAUUUAGGGCUAGAAGACAAGGCUUUGGGUUCGUAUCUUGUUUUAUUUAUCUUGGUUUCAGCUGAGUUUGUUAUUCAUUUGGCCAAGAAGAAUAAUACAUUCGAUAGCUUUAAGGGAGCACUUGCUAAGCAUGAUGCGGAGUUUUCAGAUGCUCUGAUUGCUAGUAUUCUUCGAUUAGUGCAAAAAAUGCUUCCAAAGUCAUUGAAGAAAGCUUCGAAUAAACCUCGAGAUGAGCCAUCUAAGCAAGAGAGAACCGCUGUUGAGGAUUCUGUGAAAGCUGAUGCUGUGACCAGGAAGAAGUUAGUUCCUGCUCUUUGUCUUCCGGAUGAGUCAGCGGAGCAGAUGGACCGUAGACUUCGUGACGGUGACCCUGAGGCUAGUAGUCCUGGUGUAUUUCCACAGUCUGAAGAAGUUGCAGGUUGUAAAUUGGAUGGUCCUGAUACGGAUGCGGCUAAUAUGAUGCGGAACCUUGAGGCUCUUUUAGGCGAUUGCCGUAAAGAGGCUGAAUCUGCGCAGAGAAGACAAAAUCCUGCCUCACCAAAGCGACGGUAUGUCGCAAUUAUGCGUAACCAUAGGUUUUUCAGUGGUUCUCGAUCUGUUCAUCCAUCCUCCCAUGGUGAUCAUCGGCGUUGGAGUCCACAUCGACGUUCACGUCACGAUUCAAGGUCUUCUCGACAUAAUGAAUCCCCGAGUCAUCGGAGCAGCCGUCGCGAUCGAUCCCGUGAUCUUGACUGCAGAUCCAGGAAUCGUGAUAGAUCAACAUCAUUUUCGUCUUCUCGACGCAUUCGUCCUAAACUCAAAUCCGAACUUCCAAUGGAGCCCGUCGUUGGAAAGGUCUUCCCGGGUCGAGUCACCAGCGUUCUAGCUUUUGGUGCUAUCGUUCAGCUCGAGGGACUUCAGAAGCGAUGGGAAGGCCUGGUUCACGUCUCGCAAUUACGUCGGGAAAGUCGUGUUGGCAGUGUUAGUGAUGUUGUACAGCGUCAUCAAAAGGUUUAUGUCAAAGUUCUGUCCUUCACUGGAACUCGGACCAGUCUGAGUAUGCGUGAGGUCGAUCAAGAAACUGGCGAGGACCUGAAUCCAUCUUUAUCCACUGCGACUCUGUCCGACAUUAGGCUAGGUGAUGAGGCUAGCAGGCUUGAGGGGAGCAGUGGUAUGAAUGAUGAUGGUGAUGAUUUUGGUGGGCGCAAUCCUGACAGACCAUUUGAAGAGCCUUCUUCCAUGAUGGGUCUUCGAAGGGAGGCCCUGGAGGAUGAUUUCGGCCCGAAGAGGAAGAUUCAGCGUAUAAGCUCUCCAGAACGCUGGGAGUUUAAGCAGAUGAUAAGUGCUGGUGUAAUAGAUAAGUCCGAGUUGCCGGAGUUUGACGAGGAGACGGGUCUCUUGCCUAGGGAGGAUGAUGAAUCGGACGAAGACAUUGAAAUUGAGUUGGUGGAAGAGGAACCACCCUUUUUGAAGGGUCAUGGCCGCCACGCUAUGGAAUUGUCCCCUGUGAGAAUCGUCAAGAACCCAGAUGGUUCCUUGCAGCAGGCUGCCAUGAUGCGUCAAGCACUCCAGAAAGAGCGUCGAGAGGAAAAACAGCAAGAGCGUCAAAAUCAACUUAGUACUGAACGUGCCACCGCUCACGAGCGUAUGGGCAAGGAAUGGCAAGACCCUAUGGCAGCAGCAAUGGGAAGUAAGCCCGUGACUCAGACCAGUCGCGCAUCUGACCAAUUCAAGGAUGUGCCCGAGUGGAAGAAAGCGGUUCAUGGUGCAAGCACUCGAACCGGAGCUAUAGGGAAAAAGAUUGUUCGAUCGAUCAUCGAACAGCGCCAAUCUUUGCCCAUCUACAAACUAAAGGAUGAACUGUUGAAGGCCAUCGAGGAGAACAAGAUCCUUAUUGUGAUUGGUGAAACAGGCAGUGGAAAAACCACACAGAUCACCCAGUACCUCGCCGAGGCUGGUUAUACCACAGCAGGGCGCAUCGGAUGCACCCAACCCAGGCGCGUGGCCGCUAUGUCUGUCGCCAAGCGGGUAUCAGAAGAGUUUGGAUGUCGGCUAGGUCAGGAGGUCGGUUACACUAUCCGUUUUGAGGACUGCACCACACCCGAGACGAAGAUAAAGUACAUGACGGAAGGUAUGCUGCUUCGAGAAUGCCUUAUUGAUCCUGAUCUCUGCCAGUACUCUGUCCUCAUGUUGGAUGAAGCCCACGAGCGCACCAUUCACACAGACGUGCUAUUUGGUCUCUUGAAGAAGGCCAUUAAGAAGCGCGACGAUUUCAAACUCAUCGUGACCUCAGCUACCUUGGAUUCAGUCAAGUUUUCACAGUACUUCUUUGAGGCGCCUAUAUUUACGAUUCCUGGCAGAGCCUUUCCUGUCGAAAUUCUUUACAGUCUGGAACCCGAAAGUGACUACCUCGAUGCGGCGCUCAAUACUGUCAUGCAAAUCCACCUCACAGAGCCUCCUGGUAAUUCACUACGCUACUUAUUAUCGAUUGGUGUCGGACUAACGAAACCUGUUUUCGAUAGAAGUGUUUUUAGCAUGAGAACGAAUACUCGUGAUGUACUCCGCAUUACAGGUGACAUUUUGGUCUUUCUGACCGGUCAGGAGGAGAUAGACUCGGCAUGUGAAAUUCUGUAUGACCGCAUGAAGGCGCUAGGUCCUGAUGUGCCUGAGCUCAUCAUUCUGCCGGUGUAUGCGGCGCUGCCCUCGGAGAUGCAGUCGCGGAUCUUCGAUCCUGCUCCACCAGGUAGUCGGAAGGUGGUCAUCGCCACCAACAUUGCAGAGACAUCCCUCACCAUUGAUGGUAUAUUCUACGUCAUUGAUCCUGGCUUUGUCAAACAAAAGGUCUACAGCAGCAAGUCUGGGAUGGACCAACUUAUCGUCACGCCCAUUUCUCAGGCUCAAGCAAAGCAACGUGCGGGAAGGGCUGGCAGGACGGGGCCAGGCAAAUGCUAUCGUCUCUAUACGGAGCGUGCUCAACGUGAUGAAAUGCUCUCCACAAACGUGCCGGAAAUUCAGCGCACUAACCUCGCCAGUACUGUGCUUCAACUAAAAGCUAUGGGCAUCAACGACCUCCUUUCUUUUGAUUUCAUGGAUCCUCCUCCUCUUCAGACUCUGGUGGCUGCAAUGGUUACCCUUCACGCUCUUUCUGCACUUGAUGAUGAAGGUCUGCUCACCCGUCUCGGACGAAGGAUGGCUGAAUUUCCCCUUGAGCCAAUGUUGUCAAAAAUGCUGAUCAUGUCUGUCCAGCUUGCCUGCUCGGAGGAGGUUCUUACCAUUGUGUCUAUGCUCUCUGUUCAAAAUGUUUUCUAUCGGCCUAAGGAGAAGACGGAAUUGGCGGACCAGCGAAAGGCCAAAUUUCACCAGCCAGAAGGUGACCACCUUACCCUACUAGCGGUUUACAAUGCGUGGAAGAACAACAAAUUCUCAGCACCUUGGUGCUACGACAAUUUCGUGCAAGCUAGAACGCUUAAACGGGCACAAGAUGUGCGGAAACAGCUUCUUGGUAUCAUGGACAGACAUAAACUCGCUGUACUUUCGUGCGGAAAGAAGACUGCUCUUGUGCAGAAGGCCAUCCUCUCAGGUUUCUUCCGUAAUGCGGCUAAAAAGGAUCCACAGGAGGGCUACCGCACACUAGUGGAUCAGCAGGUGGUCUACAUUCAUCCCUCCUCCUCCCUUUUUAAUAGACAACCCGACUGGGUAGUCUACCACGAAUUGGUGAUGACAACGAAGGAGUACAUGCGUGAGGUCACCACUAUUGACCCGCGGUGGCUGGUGGAGUAUGCGCCUAAGUUUUUCAAGUUUGGAGAUCCCACCAAAUUGUCGAGAGCAAAGAAGUCUAUGCGCAUCGAACCGCUCUACAACAAACAUGAAGAGAAGGACUCCUGGCGAAUCUCUCGAGUUCCUCGCAAGUUCCACGUCAAGGUCACCUUCUAA